AUGGAAGACAUAAAAUAAGUCCCAUCCUUUCUAAUGAAACUGUAUGAGAUUUUAGAAUCUGAAUAAGCGGCAAUAUGUUGGAAUAAGGAGGGAACGACAUUUUAGAUCCAAGAUUCUGUGUAAUUGACAGAUCAGAUUCUGCCUCAAUACUUUAAACAUCGUAAUUUCUAGAGUUUCUUGAGACAGCUCAAUAUGUAUGGAUUUAAGAAAUUGAAAAACAAUCAGGGGAAGAAUGAGUUCCAACAUUCCCUCUUCAGAAAAGGAGUUAAAAAUAACUUGGCUAAUAUUAAGCGUCGCAAUUAGGAGGACAUAAAGCAGAGUUUGGAGACCUUGACCAAAGAAUUCUAAUCAGAAUCCUAUCUGAAUGAACACGACAAGAUGAGGAAGUAGCUGGUCUAAAUUUAAUCAGAUCAGCAGAGAAUAUUGAAUGAGAUUAGAUUCUAGAUGGAUCGCAAUCAAAAAUUGUUCAAAGAAACGCAGGAUAUAACUGAUAAAAUAAAUCAAAUAAAAAACUACUCAUUAACAAAACUCAAUAAAUUGAUUCUUAUAAUUUAGAAGUUGCCUCAAGAUGCCCAAAUAAGCAAGAUGGCGAUGCUGAAGGAUAAAAUUUUAAGAAAAUUGGAAACAAUUGAAACUGAAAGUUAUCAAGCAAAAGAUAUCUCUUUUGACAAGCAAGAAUCAAAUAGUUAUUAUGAGCCAAAUCUAACAGGAGUCAGAAGUCCUGCUGGUUACUCACCUAAAACUAAAUGA
This is a messenger RNA of Paramecium tetraurelia, 750 nucleotides long. RefSeq lists its product as uncharacterized. Gene Ontology annotation, biological process: regulation of DNA-templated transcription. NCBI's taxonomy places the organism in Eukaryota, Ciliophora, Oligohymenophorea, Peniculida, Parameciidae. The record is from RefSeq and is a predicted model, not a curated record. Gene Ontology annotation, molecular function: DNA-binding transcription factor activity; sequence-specific DNA binding. The transcript is spliced from 5 exons.